UUACCAACUUCUUAUCAAUAGCUUUGUCCUAUCUGUUUGUCAACAGUCUACUAUAUAAGCAAUCUUUUACUAAGCUGUCUAACAGAAGGUAUUACAAGUGAAGUCUACCACCUUCUUCAAAAAAAUGAAUACUUCGAGAGUUGCUAUUAUUGGAACAGGCCCAUCUGGCAUAGCAGCUGCUACAAAGCUCUUAGAACUUGGUUUUCAGAAAGUCACUUUAAUCGAAGCCGAGAAUCGUAUUGGAGGCCGAAUUCAUACAAUUCCAUUUGCUGAUAAUGUUGUAGAUUUAGGAGCUCAGUGGUGCCAUGGCCAGAAGAAUAACGUUGUUUAUGAGCUUGCAAGCAAAGAGGAGAAUCUCUUGGAACACUCCGGAGAGGAUUUCGACAAGUUUGAUUGCAUUCGCUCGAACAAAGAUGUUGUUGCUGAAAAAACGAUAGACCGCUUAAAAACAAUUUUCGAAAGUAUCAUGAAAAAGGGAGAAAAAGAACUAUUAACCUAUGAUGGUUCUGUGGGUAAAUACGUUACCAACGAAUUUUUUGAAGCUCUGAAACAACCAGAAAACUCUGACAUAGAUGUAACAAUUGCCAAAGAGAUGUUUGAAAGUUUCAAGAAAAUGGAGAAUUCGCUGAAUGCAUGUGAUUCAAUAGAUGAACUUUCGUCGAAGGGCUUCAUGGACUAUUAUGAUUGUGAAGGAGACCUGUACAUGAACUGGAAGGAUAAGGGUUACAUUCAGUUUUUGCGUUUGUUGAUGAAAUCAACGGAAGGCAACGAAUUGGGAAUUCUUGAUCAAAAGGUGAAACUGGGAAAACAAGUUCAGAAAAUUACCUGGAAUCAGGACAAUGGUCAGCAGGCGAUACAAAUUCAGUGCAAAGACAAUGAGGUCAUAGAGGCUGAUCAUGUCAUAGUAACUGUGUCACUGGGAGUUCUUAAGGAAAAGCACUCCAAACUAUUUGAUCCAAAAUUGCCAGUGGAAAAGAUUCGAGCAAUCGAAUCAAUUGGUUUUGGUACUGUAAAUAAAAUCUACAUGGAAUUUGCCACUCAAUUUUGGCCAAAUGAUUGGAAUGGCUUCAAUAGUUUAUGGCGUGAAGACGAUCUAAAUGAUAUCCGCGGUUCAAGUCAAGCAUGGUUUGAGGAUGUUAUCGGCUUCUAUCCAGUUACCCAUCAACCAAAGAUACUUUGUGGAUGGAUGGUAAGUUCGAAUGCUCGCCAUAUGGAGACACUCUCUGAGGAUGAAGUUAUUCGAAGGUGUUUGGAAUUUUUGAGGAAGUUCCUGCUUUGGGAUAUCCCGGCUCCAGUAAAUUUCAAACGAACAACAUGGUAUUCGAAUGAGAACUUCCGAGGAUCGUACUCUUUCCAGUCGGUAAAAGCAGAAGAAUCGAAAGCUAAACCAAUAGAUUUGGCAAGACCUCUGGAGGAUGAAGAUAAGAAACCACUUGUUCUUUUUGCUGGGGAAGCUACUAGCGAACAUCAUUUUUCAACUGUUCAAGGAGCCGUUGAAAGCGGAUGGCGAGAGGCCAAAAGACUUGCUGAAUUUUAUAACAUAAAAGCAGAGUAAAUAGUUAAAUUGAACUCAGAUCAAAAAU
Messenger RNA from Eupeodes corollae, 1583 nucleotides. RefSeq names its product spermine oxidase-like. The transcript has a single exon. NCBI's taxonomy places the organism in Eukaryota, Metazoa, Arthropoda, Insecta, Diptera, Syrphidae. Gene Ontology annotation, molecular function: polyamine oxidase activity. The coding region runs from base 125 to 1555 and encodes 476 amino acids. The record is from RefSeq and is a predicted model, not a curated record.